This is a messenger RNA of Aspergillus vadensis CBS 113365, 342 nucleotides long. Its product is annotated as mitochondrial 37S ribosomal protein uS14m. Gene Ontology annotation, cellular component: ribosome; mitochondrial small ribosomal subunit. Lineage: Eukaryota; Fungi; Ascomycota; Eurotiomycetes; Eurotiales; Aspergillaceae. The transcript has 3 exons. Gene Ontology annotation, molecular function: structural constituent of ribosome. The record is from RefSeq and is a predicted model, not a curated record. Gene Ontology annotation, biological process: translation. Bases 1 to 342 code for a protein of 113 amino acids.
AUGUCGCACUUCCGGUCCAAGAUCCUCGACCUCGGCGGGUUCAUCAACCCCCGUGUUGUCCGCGACCACACCAAGCGGAAGGUUUUCGAGCAAUUCGAGCCGGAACGUCAAGCUCUCCGCUACGUGAUCCACAACACUUCCCUCCCCCAGCGUGUGCGCGCCCAGGCUCAGCUCCAGCUCGCUUCCAUGCACGCCUACACUCGCUCGACGCAGAUCAAGAACCGCUGUGUGGCGGGUGGUGUUCCUCGCAGUGUUAUUCGGGCGUUUAGACUUGGUAGAUACCAAUUCCGUCAGCAGGCGCUGGCCGGUGAACUCCCCGGUGUGAAGAAGGCCAGUUGGUAA